Molecule: messenger RNA, 2564 nt
Organism: Euleptes europaea (tarantolino)
Lineage: Eukaryota; Metazoa; Chordata; Lepidosauria; Squamata; Sphaerodactylidae
Gene: MACC1
Product: MET transcriptional regulator MACC1
Exons: 4
Coding region: 1-2562 (853 amino acids)
Cellular component (GO): cytoplasm
Source: RefSeq, a predicted model, not a curated record
AUGUCUGCCUCCUGUCAAAUGAAAGAGUUUUCAUGGAGUAGAUCAGAAGGAUCUCUGAUUGACUUGGAUGAUGGAAGCCCUAAUUGGACAGAUGACAAAGAGAAUGAAUUACAUCCGAAGUCCCAUUGGCCUAGAGAAUUUAAGCAAGGUGCUCCUGGCAUGUUCAAGACAAAUCCUUUUUGGAAUGAACUGUCUGCAUCCAACCCUUUUCUAGAUGACGUGGCUCAAUCAAGCAAUAGAGAAAAAAACAAAAAGCGGAUAUCUAUCUUAAAAGAAGACCCUUAUUUACUUUUUAGGGAUUCAAAUAAUGGGGAUUCAAACAACAGAGAUUCUGCUGCUUCAUCUGGAGAUGAAUUAAAUAUUGAUUAUCUGUAUCUUCGCAAAACUUCAAAGAGAUCUGCAAAGUAUAGGAGUGCUUCCGAUCUUUUGGAUAUUGUUGGGGCCAAGACUUUUGAACCUCCUCCUAUAGCUCCAUCCAACUACCUUCUGCCUCUAGACAGUGAAUCGCUUCAGAAUGAUCGAGAAGCCUAUAAAACAGCCUGGCUGAAUCAACGACAGCUGGCCCGAUCAUGCCUAGAUCUGAGUGUGAUGAAUCAGAGUCCAGGAUGGGCACAGACUCAAUCUGUAGAAACUCAUAUAGUAUGUAAAGUGAGUCACGAAGGUGGCUCGGUGCAGCUUCCUGACUCAGAUAUUGCUGUCCAUUUCCCUGAAGGUCAUGUAGCACUUGGAGAAUUUCAAGAGGUUGGCUUACGGGCUCUUCUCAACUCUCCAUCAUCUCUUAAUCAUGAGCAUUCAACCACUAUAAGCCCACUGAUAGAACUCGCAUUGAGUAACCUCAAUACAACAGAAGCCAUUUUGUUAGAAAUGAAAAUUGCAGCUGAGGUGAAAAAGGACCCCUUUAGUCAGGUUAUGACUGAAAUCGUAUGUCUGUGUGGUGCCAGUAAAGAAGGCCCAUUUGAAAAAAUACACAACUGCUAUAUUUAUAAAGAUACUAUACAAGUGAAGCUAACAGAGUUAAGUCACUUGAUGUACAUUGUGACCGUGGCCCAGACAAACACUCUUCAUUCUCCUUCAGCAAGUGUUUGGGAAUAUAUCCACAGAAAACUUUCAGUUGGAAUUUAUGGGCCCAAGCAUAUCCACCCCUCUUUCACUGCUGUGUUUGCACUGUUUAGUCACAAUUAUGUGCCAGAAAAGCUUAGAGUGUGUGACAUUAAAAAAGGAGGAAAGAAUAUGCCCCCAGUUGUUUUCCAGUUGUGGGGGAAGCACACGUUUAUCCUUGAGAAGCCGCAAGACCUGAGCAUUUUUGUGGCCUCUUGUGAUUCUGAUUUUGAAGUGAAGGAAGAAGAUCAAAGAAAAGAAAUUAAGCAAGGGACACUGGAAGGGGGCGGUGAGGUGGUUCACCAACAUUUUCCAUUUUCUUUGGUCAACACAAGGAAAAUACAUCUGUUUGUCAUCCGUGUUCAAGUUAAAGUCCCAAACGACAACCUCGUUUGCCACUUCUACAUUACCACCCCUGAGCCAGCUCCAAAACUACUCCCUGGAAUAGCUAAACAGGCAAACAGAGUGAAAAAACGUAAAGAGAUCAGAUCUGCACCUUUGCUGUCAAUGCCAAUAAUUAAAUACCCGGUCUUUCAAGAUAAGCCUUUGAAUGUGACCAGCUAUGGCAUAGCUUUGAAAACUGUGUUACGGCAAACGAAAAUAGAUUAUUUGCUGGAGUAUUUCAAAGGGGAUACGAUAGCGCUUCUUGGAGAAGAUAAGGUGAAAGCUAUCGGACAAGCUAGAAUAAAAGAGUGGUAUGUGGGAGUUCUUAGGAGGAAGGUCGGCCUUAUCCACUGCAAAAAUAUCAAAGUGAUAACCAAAGAUCAAGCUCUAGAUGUUGAAGACAGCGCCAUCAUGACCUGCAGCCUCCUUGCCCAAAUUGCAUUGCCUUUUAAAAAACUGACCUACAUCUAUUCGGCAAUCUUAUCCACUGUAUCAGAAAAAAUGUAUGACUGGAAUGCUUUGGCUGAUGCCCUUGGGUUUUCACACAUGUCUCUUGACGAUUUCAAUGAGGCACAGGCUGAGAAAGAAUCAGAAAAAGUUGCAUACAUAGUGAAAAAGCUGAAGGAAGUUUGCCAUGCAGACAGAAGUAGGAGGCGUUUCCUAUAUGAGCUCUCUGUUGCACUUUUGAAGCUGGAUCGCCAAGGAUUACUAGCACGCAUUACCCAGGACACCGUUGUGUUUACUGCAGCUGUAAAACUAGGGAAAGGAUGGAGAGAGUUGGCAGAAAAAUUAGCCCGACUCACAAAACAACAAAUCGAAGCUUAUGAAAUUCCCCACCGGGGGAAAAAUGGGGAUAUUCCUCCAGAGAUGAUGUGGAAGCCAGCGUAUGAUUUUCUGUAUACCUGGGGAGCUCACUAUGGAGACAGCUACAGGGACAUGUUGCAAGACCUGCAGUCUGCACUGGACAAAAUGAAAAAUCCUGUAACCAAGCAGUGGCGAGAAUUAACUGGAGCGCUGAUUCUGGUGAACUGCAUGGAGGUUCUCCGAGUAAAUGCCUUCUCCAAGAUGGAUGAAGAAUAAAA